GGCCAAUUGUCAUGGGGGGAGGAUCAGUGGUGAAACUCGACAGGCGUAUUUGCUGACUGUGGUACCCGUUUCGUUUCAUGCUGCCGUGGACAUUCACUGGCUAGCAGCCCUACAACCACUGUAGCACAGCCCCUACAGUACCUUACGGACAUACAUUACCCCUGAUCAGCGGUUGGUUGAUCGCUGCUGUUCUUCCAAUCACUGACGCUGCGCCUCCACUGCAUGGAAUGGGAUGUUCGCCUUUUCACCAGUGAACAAGGCUUGACAAGAGGGGAUUUCUCUUGUUCCCAGUGACUGUGCAUCUGCAUGGAUCACAGUCCUUUGUGAGUGAGAAUGGUUCACUACCUGGCCCAGGUCUCUGGAGGCUGAGGCUUACAUCUGUAGCUAUAUAUGCUCCAAACCCCCAGCCAUUGAUCCUUGGUCACUCUAUUUCUCACAGCCGCAAUCCUUUUUGCUAACAUCAGUCUCCCUUCAUUAAAACUACCAACACAUACUUAAAAAGAUUGGACUGGUUCCUGUCUCUUUUAUAGACAUUUUUGGCCUUUUUUCAGCUUUUGAUACCCUAUUCGAUAUUGAUUGUCGAUCGCUAUAACAGUAUACUACAGUGCUAUACUACACUACGACGUUGAAACGAAACAACACAACACAACACAAAACAAGACACGCUUCACACAACAAAGAUGAAGUACACUAUCGCUGGCCUCUUGGCCACUCUCGCUACAUCUUCCUCUGCGCUUCCUAACAUCGCACGCAGCUCACACCCAACCGCCUCAGCAUCUUCAUCCGCUGCUGCGCGCAUCCUCCUCGGAAACUCUGGCCACAUCUACGUCGCCGACUUCAGCCCAAAGACGGGCAAGUUCGAGCUCACUCUGAACCAGGAGAUCGAGGGCGGUAACUCAUGGAUGGCCUACUAUGGCUCCGACUUGCUCUACGCUGUUGACGAGAACUCUGAUGAGCUGAGACUCUUCAACCUUGAUCUCGAGGCUAAUAAGCUUACCCUCAAGACUAAGAAGGCCGGAAGUGUCGGCGUUGUUCAUCUUGAGUUCAACUCUGAUAAGACACGCCUUGUUGGCGCUGCUUAUGGAAAUGGUACCAUUGAUAUUUGGAACACUGAGAAGGGUGGUCUCGAGUUCGUCAAGACUCUCAAGUCUCCUGGAAAGCUUGGUCCUGACAAGGAGCGCCAGGCUGCCUCUCAUCCUCAUCAGGCCAACCUUGAUCCCUCUGGUCGCUACUUUGCCGUUAACGAUCUCGGUACUGACUCUGUUGUGAUCAUCGACUCCAAGGACGACGCUUACAAGAUCGCAAAGAACAUCCCCGUCGAGGCUGGCUGCGGUCCUCGACAUGGUGUCUUCUACCCUCGUGGUGGAAAGAAGGCUACUCACUACGUCGUUGCUUGUGAGCUGAGCAACCAGGCCCUCGUCUACUCUGUAUCCUACGAGGAGAACACCCUUGCUUUCAAGUAUCACCAGUCUAUCUCUACCUACGGCAAGGACGCUCCUGCUAAGGACCCCAAGACCGCAGCUGUUGGUGAGGUCCUUCUCGCUCCUAAUAACAAGGACGUUUAUAUCUCCAACCGUCUGUCCGGAAACGAGACCGACUCUAUCGCUCGCUUCACUAUCGCCGAGUGCGGAACUCUCACUUAUGCUGAUACCGUCUCAUCUGGUGGUCUCCUACCCCGUAUGAUGAGUUUCAGCCGAACUGCUAAGCACGUCUUUGUUGGUAACCAGAAUGGUACCAGCGGUCUCGUUGCUCUCCAGCGAGGUACUGAUGGCAAGCUUGCUGAGAAGCCUGUCGCUACGCUUCCUGGCUCUGCGUUCGGUGAGCCUUUGUUCGGACCUCAGUAUGUGCAGCAGAUCCUCCUGAACUAAAGCUCGGAGAUGUCCACUGUACUAUUCCUUCUUCUUCUUCAUGGCGCUUUUGGUGUUUCUCGGGCUUGAUAGACCCUUGGAAAUCGGGCACAUUGUUUUUUCCACAAAAAGAUUCUUGUUUAUUAGUCAAUCAGAGAAAUUGACAUUUGCUCUAUACCCUGGUAUCAGAAAAAAAAAAGACAACGCCUGCUAUUCGUGAUGAAAACCCUGUUACACAUGUGAUCACAUACUGCACUGUAAUCCGUACACUCCUAUCCCA
Molecule: messenger RNA, 2127 nt
Organism: Fusarium verticillioides 7600
Lineage: Eukaryota; Fungi; Ascomycota; Sordariomycetes; Hypocreales; Nectriaceae
Exons: 1
Coding region: 681-1868 (395 amino acids)
Molecular function (GO): 6-phosphogluconolactonase activity; protein binding
Source: RefSeq, a predicted model, not a curated record